Erpetoichthys calabaricus (reedfish) is the source of this 2704-nucleotide messenger RNA. It is a transcript of the gene apeh2, whose product is annotated as S9 family peptidase. Gene Ontology annotation, biological process: proteolysis. The coding region runs from base 137 to 2347 and encodes 736 amino acids. Gene Ontology annotation, molecular function: serine-type endopeptidase activity. The transcript has 22 exons. The record is from RefSeq and is a predicted model, not a curated record. Lineage: Eukaryota; Metazoa; Chordata; Cladistia; Polypteriformes; Polypteridae.
AGAUUUAACUUUAAUAAAGUCGUGUCUUUGUUUUUCAAUAGCGGAAAAUUUGUUUCAAAAAAUGUUCGCGUCUUACCCCUGUUUAUGUAGAGCCCCGUCGUAAACGGCUCUUGUAACUUUUCUUCAUAGUGAUACCAUGGCAGCUGCGGUCACUACAGACCCCAAGACCAUUUCUGCAAUCUACAGGCAGUACUGUAGUUUCCCAUCUCCCACCCAGGCAUUUGUAGGCCCUGAGGUACCUUGUGAGCAGGGAGGGAGCUACAUUAACAUCUGUACAGAAUGGACCCAGAGUGAGCUGGAGAGAGGUCAGUCAAUCAGUUUCAGCCGUCAGCACACUGUUCUGCAUGAUGGAGUUUCUCUGCGCCUGAUUGGCCCGCCUUCACCCUGCACUGACAUUCAGAACCAGUUGCUCAGUUGCUACUCUCCAUCGGGGAAGCUGAAGGCUGUUAUUCGUGAAAAGCAGGAGAAACAGUUUUUGGAGAUUUGGGGAGAAAAUGGACUGCAAAGAUCCACAGAUUUAAGUGCGCAGAAUGUACAUGGCAAGGUCUACGGCAGUGGACAGUUUGGGGUUCUGUCAUGGUCUCAUUCGGAAAAGAAAGUUCUGUAUGUCGCCGAGAAGAAACGAACAGAGAUAAGAUCUUUCUUUCAGCCCUCAGCUUCUGUUUGCCAUGAUGAAAAAAGGGAGUCGAAGAGACAAGAGGGCAAAGAGGAGCAGGAGGACUCCAAUAUAUCACAGCAACCUAUAAAGGACAGCAACUUGGAAUUUUGGGAUGACUGGGGAGAGGGGAUGUCAGGCAGUAGGCUCCCAGUCUUAUGUAUUUUAGACAUCCAGAGCAGCUGCAUCUUGGUGGUGAAGGGCAUCCCAGAUGAUGUGUCUCCGGGGCAGGCUCUAUGGGCUCCUGGUGACCAAGGACUGCUCUUUGUUGGCUGGCAUCAUGAGCCAUUCCGACUUGGCUUGAAGUUCUGUUACAACCGCAGGUCUGCGCUCUACCAUGUAGAUUUUGAAGGCAGAUGUGAGCUCCUGUCCUCCGAUUCCCAUGCCAUCUCAUCUCCUCGACUCAGCCCUGACCAGCGGCAUGUCAUUUACCUAGAGGGGGAGACUUUUGGACCCCAUAGUCAGUGCCUGCGCCUCCAGCUGUAUGAUUGGCUCACCAAAGAAACCUCGAUAUUGGUAGACCGUGUUAAGCGUCCUGAAAAGGACUCAUUUGCUGGACUCUAUACCACUGCACUGCCCAUGAUGUGCUGGUCAGCUGACAGCCAGAGGAUCCUUGUUCACACUCCCCAAAGGAGCAAAAAGGAAAUCUAUGUAGUGCAAUUAAUGGAGAAAAGAUUGACACGGCUAGUUGACAGCACAGAAUCUGGCAGCUGGACAAUUUUGACCGCUCAAAGGGACCUUGUUAUUGCCUUCUGCUCAGCCCCCAACAGCCCACCCAGUCUGAAACUGGGCAUUUUUCCUCCCAAGGGGGGAGAGCAGAGCAUCACAUGGGUGUCCCUUCAGGAAUCUGAUCAGCUACCUGCCAUUGAGUGGACAGUGCUGACCUUCACACCACCGCCUGCAGAGGAAAACCAGCACUUUCCUGGUCUGGAUUUUGAAGCCUUGUUGGUGAAGCCUAAAUCUGUAGAGAAGGCAGGAAUUCCCUUGAUUGUUCAGCCUCAUGGGGGGCCACACUCUGUGUUUGUGGCACAGUGGCAGCAGAAUCUGGCAGUUCUGGUGCGAGUUGGAUUUGCAGUGCUACAAGUAAACUAUCGUGGGUCCACUGGAUUUGGCCAGGAUAGCAUUGAGUCACUCAUUGGGCUAAUUGGGAGACAAGACGUCAAAGAUGUGCAGCAUGCUGUCAACACAGUGCUCCAGAGUGAUGCAACCCUUAACCCCAAAAGUGUUUACUUGCUGGGGGGCUCUCAUGGAGGCUUCUUGGUCUGCCACCUGGUCGGACAAUACCCUGACUUCUACAAGGCUGGUGUUAUGAUGAAUCCUGUCAUCAACUAUGCCACUUUACUGGGGACCAGUGACAUUACCGACUGGAGGUACACAGCAGUUGGACUUCAGUACUCAUAUGACCGGAUCCCUACUGUGGAUGAUUUGGCUGCCAUGCUGACCUCCUCUCCUCUGGUCCAUGCUGCCAAGAUCACAACCCCAGUGCUGUUACUGCUGGGUGGAAAAGACAAGAGAGUUACUCCAAAACAAGGUGUGGAGCUCUACAGGGUGCUGAAAAGUCGGAGCCGCUCUGUCAGAUUGCUGUGGUACCCUGAUGAUGGCCACUCUCUCUCAAAGACAUCCACAAUGGCAGACAGCUUCAUGGCAAUGAUUUUGUGGUUCCUACAGCAUCUUGGUAGGAAACCCCACUAGACAUCCUGUUAAGCAUUUUAUGGAUGGAACCUCUUCUUGAAGUUCUUUUUUGGCUAGCGAACUGCCAUGGUAGGGAGGAGUGGAGGAUGGUUCCAUUGAACAUUGUGAUCUUCAGGGUUUGUCAUGCAGCUGUCAUGAAUCCCUUGUCUGUCACUUCAUUUCUCUUUUGUCUUUUCUCUGCUUUUAUUCAUCUCACUCAUUCAAGCUGUCAUUCAUUAUAUAUUUUUGUUGUUCUUUUUUUUUUCCUCUUUCCCGGCAUUCUUCCCUUUUCAUGUUCUCUGAUUUCUGCAUAUCCUCGCAUGCCAAAUUCUUUCUUGAUAUAGUACUAGGGUGUUGUACCGUGUUAGCCAUUAUGAA